Fulvia fulva is the source of this 807-nucleotide messenger RNA. RefSeq lists its product as uncharacterized. Lineage: Eukaryota; Fungi; Ascomycota; Dothideomycetes; Mycosphaerellales; Mycosphaerellaceae. The record is from RefSeq and is a predicted model, not a curated record. The transcript has a single exon. Bases 1 to 807 code for a protein of 268 amino acids.
AUGUUCGAUUGGCACUCAGCUGGAACGUUGCCGCCAGAGCCAGACUACAAUAUCAGCGCAGCCGACCUUGCUUUGGAUUUAGUCCAAAAGCUGUUACCUUCGCAUUGCUACCAGAUCAGGAGCUUAAUUGAAGCGCUCGAGAUCAAGUACAUUGAUCUGCAGAGACUUGAAUGGCUCAAAUCUUUGUCUGCCGGCUCGGUUGAUGCGAAAAGCGGGUCUCGCCGAUGGUCACUUGAUGUCCAACCUGUCUGUACACUGGCGCGGAGCGAACAAAAGCAUUUAGUGUGCAAUUGUAUGACAGCGGCGAAGUGGGAAAUUCCAGAAUCGGAUCUUCAUAGCGACUAUGAAUUUUUGGCGGGACGGAAAGCACAAGGCCAUCGCUACCUAGGCACGACCUCUGCGACUACCCUUUGCACGGAGGACGGCAGCAUCCUGGGCCAUGUAUGCAAUAGCGCUGCCGCCGGCGACAUCAUCGUGACUGGAUCAUACGGCGAGAUUGUGCUACGCCCACGCACGACCAAGGAUGAGUACGAGGUCAUUGGGAGGGCAGCAAUGCUGGAGGCAUGCCCUCGAGUGAGGGACAUUCGCGACACAACCAUUCCUCUCGGCGAUUUCCAUGUUGACCUUGAGCUUCUCGCGACCAAUUUCAAGAUGAUCUGCUGUUUCGCUGACCGGAGUGACCUCUCAUGUGGCGAGAUCCUUGGAAUAGACAUACCACGAGCUGGAUCAAUCAUGCGAGAUGUGGGUGAAGAGCCCUUGUGGAUCAACUUGAGAGAUUGGGUUGAACGUUGGGGCCAAACUGCAUGA